Messenger RNA from Diospyros lotus (date-plum), 2307 nucleotides. RefSeq lists its product as uncharacterized. The record is from RefSeq and is a predicted model, not a curated record. NCBI's taxonomy places the organism in Eukaryota, Viridiplantae, Streptophyta, Magnoliopsida, Ericales, Ebenaceae. The transcript has a single exon. The coding region runs from base 530 to 1357 and encodes 275 amino acids.
CUCACCCGUAAACCGCCCGUAUACUUAUGUUCCUCUCCCUUUCUCUCCCGCAAAGGCACAGAGAAGAGAGCCUUCUUGCUUGGAGAAGAAGAAGAAGAGGAGGAGAAAAGUAUGUGAGGGAGAGAGAGAGAGAGAGAGAGAGAGAGAGAGAGGAAACCCACCCCUAUAUAUAACCUCCGUCUCUCAUAGCCUUUCGGUGCCCGAAUUCAGAAACUUUACCACAAUUCCUCUCUCUUUUCCCCCUUCUUUUUUGGUCUCGAAGAAGAGAACAUAAACCUCAAUCAUACUCUCUGCCCUCACCCAAACACAGCGAAUAAACAGAGUAUGUCUCCGCAGCAAUGCCGGAAUCUUCCGGUUGCUCCAUAAAAGCAAAAGCCUCCUUCCCUUUCGCUUUUUAUCACUUCAAGUCAAUAGCCCCUCAACAUUAUUUGGCCACCUAUAUGUGAGAUUAUACAUACAUAAAUAUAUAUAUAUAUAUAUAUUCUUCUGUAGCGUGGCGAUUCUCCCGUUGUUGAGGUAUUGGAAAACCAUGGCCGUCGAUGUGUGCUUUGAGCUUCCCAGUUUAUCUGCCAGCCCUAGAAUUUCAUUCUCUCGUGAUCUCAACCAAUCGGACGGCGUCUCCGUCGACGACCAGUUUCACCUCCGAUCCGAUGCUUCUCUUUUGGAUCCGACCUUCGAUUUCGCCUUUUCCAUCGGCAAGAGCUUCGCUCCGGAGAUUUCGAUUUCGUCUGCGGAUGAGCUCUUCUCCAAUGGCAAGAUCCUCCCUACUGAGAUCAAGAAACAUGUCACAGCAGCACCGAAAGAAGAAGUCCGGCCAGUUUUUCUGUCUCGUUCUCGUCCUAAUCCCACUGCGACUACAAGUUCGAUUGAGAAUUUGAACGAGGAGACGAAGAAGAAGAGGCUGAAAGAGUUCUUGAGCAGCAAUUUUGACGAGGAGGAGGGCAAGCCAUUGUCGAAACCCUUCUGGCAGUUCAGGCGGAGCAGUAGCCUGAAUUGCGAGAGCGGCAGGAGUAAAGCCCUAAUUCGAUCUCUACAGUUCUUAUCGCGGAGCAAUUCGACUGGUUCAGCUCCGAAUCCGAAACAACCGGCAAUGUCGAAGGACACGCAGAAGCAGCAUUCUUUCAAACAAGCGCCGUUUUCCCGCUCACAGUCAUGUUCUUCUUCCAAUCCGUAUUAUCCUUACAAUUCGUCGAAAAGGCCUCCGUUGAAGAAGAACUGCAGAUCUCAUGGUAAUGGCGUCCGAAUUAGUCCUGUUUUGAACAUUCCGCAUAAUUGCAUAGCCGCCAUUGGGACUGCAACUCUGUUUGGCUUUGGAUCGUUGUUCUGUAAUGGUAAGGCCAAAAAGAAGAAGAAAUGAUUCGUAUUUCUAGGUACAAACACUCACACACACACACACACACACACAUACAUGUUCAUAUGUUCACGGAUGAAUUUUCUCGGUACGGCCUGCGCUGCGAUCGAUUUCUUAAACAUAUCUCAUUCGUUGAGAGAAAGAAAAGGAAAAGCGUAACAGAUGAAAUCGCAGAUGAUUCAGAUGGAUGAUUGGGUUGUGGGGGGGUUGAAAUGAGCGCAGAAUUAUGAUAAAUUUUUUUACAAAAUUUUCAAAGGCCAAGGGGACAACAGAAGAACAAGAUACCCUUAUUUGAUGGCGUUGCCAUGCUUUCUUUUCUUAAUUCUCUUUGAAUAUCUGUUAUGUUCCGCAACAUAAUUACAUGUGGGAUAUAUAUAUAUAUCUUUUCAUCUUUUAUUAAUUUUUCUACCACUGCUCUUUGGGUGUAUCUUUUUUAAGUAAAUUUUUUUUUAUCAAAUAUUCGUAACAAUCUAAGAAUCACGUCUACCAAGUAAGCAUACUAAAAUAAAAUCAGCCUUGUCGUCUAAAAAAAAAAACAAAAAAUUAAAUUAAAUUAAAUUUUGAUUGUAAAGUCUUAUACUACUCAAGCCAAUUUGUGAGGAUACCUUUUAGUCUUUCUUUUGAACUUUCAACUUUGAAGUUUGAAUGGAUCCUGUUUUUUCCUUUGGUAUUUCAUAUAUAUAUAUAUAUAUAAAGGAGACAAUCAUACGUUGAUUUAGGAUUCCUUUAGCUUUGAUCUUUUUGUUUCUAUCUAGAAACUUUUGAGCCAAGAGCUGGAUCUAACGCAUAGGCUUACGAGUAAGCUAAUCAUUGAGGGGCCCUUUAAGCUUAAUUAUUUGGUAAUCCAAGCACAUGCUUAUAUUAUUAGAUUGCUGUUUGUAUUAGCCUUUGCUUUAGAUCCCCAAUUCUUCUAAGCCUAGCUACCCCCCAUUUGUCUCUUGCUUUACUUUUCCAUC